This is a messenger RNA of Pocillopora verrucosa, 699 nucleotides long. Its product is annotated as enoyl-CoA hydratase, mitochondrial-like. Gene Ontology annotation, biological process: fatty acid beta-oxidation. NCBI's taxonomy places the organism in Eukaryota, Metazoa, Cnidaria, Anthozoa, Scleractinia, Pocilloporidae. The record is from RefSeq and is a predicted model, not a curated record. Gene Ontology annotation, cellular component: mitochondrion. Gene Ontology annotation, molecular function: enoyl-CoA hydratase activity.
AUGAGAGGGCUUCUAGUUGGUUUCCAUUUCUGUCCCAUUCUGUUGAGUGGUGUUGCUGUAUUUCUUGUGGCUUUCAGUUCGUCGGCCCGCGCUGACUUGAGCAGGGACGAGGUUUUCGAGAGAGUUGAAGGAUUUGAGCUAAUUGGUCAUAUCACCAAGACAUUAUACGCUGAAGAAAUAAGCCGUGGAUUGAGAUGCCUUCAAGAUGAAAAAUGCCAGUCUUACAACAGCAAGUCCGAUCUUGAAGGAGGAUGUGAGUUAGCCAUCAUGUGUGAUAUCAUUUACGCUGGAAACAAAGCUAAGUUUGGUCAACCAGAGAUUUUGCUUGGAACUAUUCCAGGUGCUGGUGGUACACAGCGACUUCCAAGAGCUGUUGGGAAGUCCCUGGCUAUGGAAAUGAUACUCACAGGAGAUCCUAUUUCAGCAGAAGAUGCACAGAAAUCAGGCCUGGUUAAUAAAGUCUUCCCCGCAGAAGAGCUCGUAGAUGAAGCUAUCAAGACAGCUGCAAAAAUAUCAUCCUUGUCGAAGAUUGCCGUACAGAUCGCCAAAGAAGCUGUCAACACAGGCUACGAGAUGUCACUGGCAGAAGGACUGCAUUUUGAGAAAAGAAUGUUUCACUCAACAUUUUCAACAGACGAUCGAAAGGAAGGGAUGACAGCUUUUGUCGAAAAACGAAAAGCCGAAUUUAUGGACAAUUAG